Messenger RNA from Eufriesea mexicana, 2352 nucleotides. It is a transcript of the gene Pus7, whose product is annotated as pseudouridine synthase 7. The record is from RefSeq and is a predicted model, not a curated record. Gene Ontology annotation, biological process: pseudouridine synthesis. The transcript is spliced from 6 exons. The coding region runs from base 1 to 2352 and encodes 783 amino acids. Gene Ontology annotation, cellular component: nucleus. NCBI's taxonomy places the organism in Eukaryota, Metazoa, Arthropoda, Insecta, Hymenoptera, Apidae. Gene Ontology annotation, molecular function: RNA binding; pseudouridine synthase activity.
AUGUCUGAAACUACAAAUAAAAAUAGUGGUUCUGAAAACAGUAUUAAACACUGUAACGUUAAAGAAGAAUCUGGACAGGAAUAUAAACGUAAUAGAUAUCAAAAAGAUUACAGGAAAGAUUAUCGAUCAAAUAAUGAUUAUAAAAAAAAUAGAGGUUCAUUCAAUAGUGGAUUUAGAAGUGAUAAUUUUGGCAAGAAACCGUUUAAACGUAACUGGUCAAAUUUUCAACUAGAUGGGAAAAGAAAGAAAUUGGAAGUUGGAAAUCGGCUAAAAGAAUGUGACGUUGGUAUCACAGAAUUUAUAGGAAAUGGAGGAUUUUUUGGUGUUAUUAAAGAAAGAUAUACAGAUUUUCAUGUUAAUGAAAUUGCUCUUGAUGGACAAAUAGCUAAAUUAACAAAUCAAGACAUUCCAUCAGAUAAAAAGGAAAAUAUAGAAGAUCUAAGAAAAAUGAUAUCAGAUACAAUUUGGGAUCAGUUACAGUGUUUGAAAGAAUCAAAAGAAUCUGUUAUAGAAAUUGAUGUAACAAAUAUAGAUAAAACUCAACGUAGAGCAAUUCAUAGAAUUGCUAAUACAAUGAGGAAUGUUAUUAGCCAAACUAUAGAUAAAACAGAUAAGAAGGUCAUGGUGAUUUUGCCAAAUAAAAAACAUGUUAUUGCCAAUAGUAAUUUUCGAAAAGAUGACAGGAUAAAUUGGAAAAAAGAAGAAGAAUUUUGUUAUUUUGUGUUACAUAAAGUGAAUAUGGAUACAAUGGAUGCUUUGAAUCAAUUAGCCAUGAAUUUACGUUUGAAGCCAAAUAAUUUCAGUUAUGCUGGAACAAAGGAUCGUAGGGCAUGGACCACUCAGUGGGUUAGCGUGAGAAAAGUUGCACCUACAAAUAUAUUACGGGCUGCAAACAAUGUACGUGGAGCAUAUGUAGGAAAUUUUAAAUUUGAGUCAGAGUCUUUGAAAUUAGGGAUGUUGAUUGGUAAUCACUUCAGAAUUGCUUUAAGAAAUAUUAGUGGAACAGAUGAAGAAAUUGAAAAAACAAUGACUUCUUUGAGGGAUCAUGGAUUUAUAAACUAUUAUGGUUUGCAACGAUUUGGUACUGUAGUUGCUAUUCCUACAUAUGAAAUAGGCAAAGCUUUACUUCAAGGUAAAUGGAAUGAAGCAAUUGAAUUAAUUUUAAAGCCUAGAGAAGGUGAACAAGAUAAAGAUCUAGUCGAAGCGCGAAAAGUAUAUGAAAAAACUAAAGAUGCACAUGCUGCAUAUAAUAUAAUUAAAAGAUAUGAUAAAAUAGAAGCUACACUUCUAAAGGGCCUUAGUAUAGCUGGUAAUAAUAAUCCUCAGGGUGCUUUAGAUUCAAUACCAAGAAAUGCUCGCUUAAUGUAUAUUCAUGCAUAUCAAAGCUUUGUAUGGAAUCAUAUGGUAUCAAGAAGAAUAAGAGAAUUUGGAAGGAAUCCUAUAGUAGGGGAUUUAGUGUAUGAAAAUAAUACAAAACACAGUGAUAAUGAAGAAGAAUUUGUUUAUGAUAACGAAAAUGAAUUAGCAAGUGAAGAUACUAUGGAGCCUAAUAAAAAAAUAAGUAAACUUGAAAGUGAAACAGCUGUAGAUGUAAAAAUGGAGGAAUCUUCUAAAAUAUUAGAAGAAUCAUCAAAUACUUUGAUUAAAGAAGUAACAGAUGCUACAGAAUGUUGUCUUAAAAUAGACGAGAAUGCGGAGCAAACUAACACUAUUAACGAGAAAGAUGAGAACAAAGAUUUACAUAAUCUUCCCACAGUAAAAAUUCUUAAAGAAGAAGAUUUGUCAAAUUAUGCUUUAGCAGAUGUAUUAAUGCCUCAGGUUGGCUGGAAAGUCACAUAUCCGCCUUAUGCCAAAUCAUGGUUCAAUGAGUUUUUAGCAAAAGAUGGAUUAACUACUGAUCUUAAACAGAAGAAUAAAAAAUAUAAUUUAGGAGGUACUUAUCGAAAUAUACUGCAAAUUCCUUCAAAUUUAUCUUGGAAUAUUAUGCAUUACACAGAGAAACAUAGCGAUCUUAUUAUGAGCGAUAUUGAUGAAAUGAGAAAAUCACCAGCUCCAAAAGAUGAUCCUGAGGGCCAAUACAAAGCUUUAAUAAUAGAAAUGUCAUUAAAAUCUUCUACAUAUGCGACUAUGGCAUUACGUGAAAUUUUAAAAUCUGAUACUUCUCCACAAGCACAGGCUGCUCAAUUUGCUGCAUGUAAUGCAGAAGUAGAAAAAUCAAAUACUUCAACUAAUCCUACGGAAAGUGAAAAUAAUACGGAAAAUGAUGAUAAAUCUAGCAAUGCCGAGAAACAUUCCGAAGUUCAAGAACAAGAAACAAAAGAUGACAAAAUGGAAGAGUCCGGUGCAAUAUAA